Planococcus citri (citrus mealybug) is the source of this 6612-nucleotide messenger RNA. RefSeq lists its product as uncharacterized. NCBI's taxonomy places the organism in Eukaryota, Metazoa, Arthropoda, Insecta, Hemiptera, Pseudococcidae. The transcript is spliced from 3 exons. Bases 983 to 5752 code for a protein of 1589 amino acids. The record is from RefSeq and is a predicted model, not a curated record.
GUAUGUCCACGUCUGCGUCUACGUUAUGUAGUGUGUACUACGGAGUACUUGGUACAUGCGAGCGAGCAGCAUACCUACUUAACGACAUGAUACAUAUAACAAUGCUGACACGUUUGCUGGACGCUGGACAUUGGACGUUGAACGUUGAACGUGCCUUGUGUAGUAGCUGGAUACCUGUAGUUGGAUAGGUAAAGUACCGUAGAUCGCCGCAGUUAAAGUGAAAGGUGCGCUUUAAAUAGUAAAAGUGAUACGGGCAGUGGCGUUUUGGACAAAAACCGCUGCCUCCGUCGCCGCAAACGCGCAGCAGUUUCCAUCUUGUGAUUGAUUUUUGCGGUCAUUUGCCCAUCCCGCUUAUCCGCAUUGCGCUGAUGAAAAUUCACCACAUCACAUCGCUUCGCGUCCCAUCUUGGCUGCGUAUUUCUUCCAGUAUAUACCUGAUCGUAGACUAGACAAACGUUGGACGUACGUACACGCGAAAUGAGUACCAAAGUGACAAGUGUGUGCUAGUGCAAAGUGCGUGAAUCUUGUAUAGCUCUAUAGUUCGUGUUUGGUGUGUUCGGGGGUAGUGUUCUUGUACCUAUAGUUGGCGUAGAUAUCCGCGAGUUACCGAAGACCAAAACCGAUCAUUCGACUCGUAAGAGUAUAUCUGUAGUUCGGUUGUGUUUGUGCAGAUGUGUAAGGAUGGGUAUUGGAUAUUGAAAAGGCACCAAGUCUCCGUAUAAACGCUAUGUAGAUACACGUUGGAGUCAUUCGAUUGAUCUAUGACACCCAAGACGACCAAAGGGGUAAGCGCCGAAGCGCCCGUUGAUGUCGCGUCGCCGCCGCAGCUACUCGUACAGCCUCCACCAUCUCCAGCAUCAAUAUUCGGAUCUACUAUACUUCUAUAGCACACUUUCAUAGCCCAUCUACUUACCUAUCAAGGACGGUUCUUCAAUAGCAACGUACAAUAGUGUAGGGGUACUCGAACGCAAAAUCUAACCAAAUGAGAACCGUUUAUUAUUUCCCCGUUUUAUCGUUAUGCGCGAGCGUUUUAUUAUUUUUAUCGUGCAACAGUGAUAAGGCUUUGGCAGCAUCUUCAGUGCCGCGAAAUGAAGAUUACAAUCAAUACCAGUACCACGACGUUGACGACGAGCAGGAGCCUUACAGAGCAUCGGAUGAACACGGUGAUGAGGCCGAAGACUCGCAGGAGCAUUUGGAAGCGAUGCAAGAGAACGAAGAUGAGAUUGAGGAUGAGGAAGAAGCGGCGCGAAAUUUCGUCAGCGAACAUGAGACGCCGCGACCAGUUCCCGUCAAGGUGAGAAUACGCGGAGAUUUGGCGACCCCUGCGCCCGAAGCCGGCAUCGAUUUGGGUUUCGUACCGAAACAAACGUAUUACCAAGUGCGCAGAUACGAUACCAAAGUGCAUUUGCCGAGAAGCGCGGCUCUGGAAGAAGCCGAGACGGCCGAAGAGUUGCUGAACGCGCCACGACUUCGCGAGGUUGUUUCGCAUAAGAAAACUCAAGAGGUUUACGAAGAGCAAGGCUACGAAGAUGCAGGCUACGAUCACGCCGGUUACAAAAAAGCCGGCCAACGUCACGAAAGUAAAUUUAAACCCAUCGUGGUAGCCGGGGCCGGCUCAUCUGGGGCAAAUUUGGAAGAAGGACAGGCACGAAUCGACGAUCAAUCGUCAGAACAAGCGCGAAUCAAGUUGGCCCGAUCCGAUAACGACACCAUCGAGGUUAUAAGCACCAGUAGCAACAGCAAAGACCGCAAUAACCAAGACGAAGACAGCUCUGCACCCUCCAGUCGACAGAGAAAAAUCAAACAAAAGAGCACCGCACAAGAUGCUUCAGCAGAAGAUGCAGACCAAAGCAGAAUAAGGCAAAGUGGCGAACAACGAGAUCGCGAAGAAGGCUCAAAACUCGUUCGAAAAAGAGUGAAAGUCCGAGGUGGCGGUAUUAGACCAGGUCAAAAGGCAAAAAACGAGUCUAAAUCUGAAUCAGAGACCGAACAGAGUGCACGAGUGCCAUACCGGUCAAAACAACGCGAUCAGUCCUCUCCGGCAUCUUUUCAAAAGCGACGAAAAAUAAAAAAUAACUCGACGAGCGAUAUUGGUGGGAAAAAAUCAGCUGAUACAAAAUUAGGCCAGGAAUCUAAAACCGUGCAAUCGAAAUUAAAAGCGAUGAGCGAAGAACAACCCAAGGACACGGUGGAAAAAGACAAAGUACCUUCGCCAACAACUUAUCGACCUUCUACACUUCCUGAGACAGUGAAUCGACUACGAACAGCGGCAGCGAAACGCAAAAGACCACAGCCAUUUUCACGAGGUAAUGCCUUAGGAUCCUCAAGCUCUGCAGAGGAAGCCCCAUCGGCUGGAUCGUUUUCAAAAAACAUGCUCAUUGAUGGCAGCGGAUACGUGUUCGAGAAUCCAUUCACACCUCACUUCGACACCUCUCACGAGAUAAAAACUUUACCCAAAGCGAUAUCGACUCAGCAGCCAUAUCAAUGGAAAUCUCCUAAAGAAGGUGUCAGCUUAGGCGGUGGAAGCUACACCACCAACGAGCGACAAAAAAACCAAUUGUAUGAUCCGGUAAAUGGUGUGAGGAGACCGGUUGUCGUCAAAUCGAAAUUUAUACGAGGUAAGGCGAAAACAUUCCCUUAUGAUAUCGUAGGUGUGGAUGAUGCAGUCACAGAUACAGCUACAGCAACGGCUAUCGAUUCAACGACAUCGAUACCACAUCCUCGUCAAAACACCACCUUCGUUGGCUCCAAAUGGCGCAAAAAACCACCAUCUCAGGCACCCUUUGACGUAUCCUAUAAAGCAAAAUACAAUUUCCCUUACGAAAUAAUAACUAGCAGAGUGAUAUCAGCAGCUGCUCCAACGUUGUCGACAAUUCAGCCCAAAUCGCCUGGGUAUGUGUCCGAUAGCGCGUCCAAAUCAUCCGAGAAGUUGUUCUGGUCACCGAACAAACGUUUGAAAUAUUCGCGAAUGAAGAACACAUCAUCGCCUUUUGGUACAGCUGAUGAUUCUCCUUGGAUACCAAUAACACCCAAAGAGGCUUAUGACAUUCAUGGUUACGCUGCACGUCGCAAAAAUCUUGUCAGUGGUGGCAUGGCUGGCGCCAGCAGUCACGAUAUCAAAGUAACCGAAUCUGCUGAGUUCUCAGCUGAACGACUGGACUCUAGGCCAACCAAUAAACGAAAAGUGACCCCGAUUCGUGUGCUGGAGUCGUCCAAAGAACCACGUUCUUCGGCUCGAACUGUAUCCACAAGCUACAGCAUCAGACACGAGUACGAUAGCCCAAAAAUUGGCGGUGCUCGUUUCACAACCCCUCUUACAGCUAUUUUCAAAAACGGUGGUUGGAUCGAUCAACCGAAUCAUCGUUUCGAAGGUUGGAGGACGACUACAUCUUGGCCAUCAUCGGUUCCACAGAUCAACGAGUCGUUUGAAGAGCAACGAAAGCAUUUUGACGAUGCAUUUGGUGCAUUUACACGACCUCCAGCAGUGGCCCAAUCCAAAUCUUCCACUUCUGGGUUGGAAAGUGCAUCAUCAACGAACAAUGGCGACUUGAACGACGAUUCCAGGGAUAUCGAAACGCUAUCCAGUAAUCGUUACACUGUUUUUCAACCAUUCGAGGAUACCACACGACCAAUGCAGAAAUUCAACGAAUCUGCACUGUACAUGACGAGCCAAUUAGCUGCAGAUACCCUGCUUCAAUACAGGCAUCCGUAUCUGCCUCGGGAAAAGUCAUAUCUUGAACAGGAUGCAACCCAGGAACCAUCUUGGGUACCUUCAUCGUCCCUUGCUCCUCGAAAUUUAACAUCUUUCAAAUUCGGCAAUGCUUUAUUCGUCAAUCUGAACGCUUCUGAAGACUUUUUGAAAAAAUCGACACUGGUAGCGACAUCGACGACAACGGAACCCACCACCAGUGCCAAUGUCGUCAAAAGACUCGACAAAAUAAUCGUAUAUCCGGCAGAUUACGCAUCAUCUGCCAGUUUCGUGGAAAAUCUCACAUUAGCUCACUACGCCAAUCCAGUGAACUCGGUUCGUUCAUCUUUACCGCUCAAUUUCCGGGAUCGAUUCAACACGUUGACUGAUCACUUGACCAAGAACAAAACUACAGGCUCGCCAAAAGUCAAACGUGCCGUCUCCAACGAGCAACUGUUGAACAUUUACAUGGACGGAUCUACGACUGAAAUGACGGUGGAUGUACGCAAGUAUCCGUUCUACAAGAAGGUCUCAGCUUCUGCGGAUACCAGCCCAUUGGCCAAAUACUCUGUGCUGAGGUACAUUUCGAAUCCAAAGCUGGUUCCAACCAAAACCGCGGGUGUAAUGAGUUUUUACCAAAGUACGAACAAUGUUCGAUGCCCGGAACCGGAUGCUCCUCGAGACGUGAUUCCAAAACGACAAAAGGAUGGCGAAUGGGUGGGUGACAGGGACGACAAACAACGUGGUAAGCCACGAGUGCGCAAUGUUGGCCGCAGUAUACUGUGUCAUAAAAUCAAAUUUUUUGGCUCCGAUCCUCUGGACAAUCCGUUUUUCCAAGAACAAUCGAUCGGUUUCCCUCAACUCUUUCCAUCCAGUAAAACGAAAAAGAUGACGAAAAGAGCGGCGAAAAUUGCUACCAAUCGGGAUGAUUCAGUUGGUAAAAAAAUGGUACGCAAGGUUUACUUGGCUGGUGGAUUCAUUAACAUAGGUGGCAACAAUUCGUCAUUGACAGAAGUGGAGAAGAAUAAGCAGGAAGAAGACGAAGAUGGCGCAAUAUUGCACCAAAAUUCCACUCUGCCUGGUAAUCUUCUACGCGUUGUCAAAGCUGCGUACGGUUUACGACCAAUAUCCACAGAGGCUGCAGUAAUCACAACAACUGUAGCGUCAAUUCCAUUAGUGAAUGUUGCAAACCAGGUUGCUGGCAAUGAUCAGAUCAGCGCCACCAGCAUGAUGAAAAAGUAUAGCCAUAACGACACAAUCGCCCCCUCCAACUGGGCUUCGUCACUGCCUCCAUCUAUGCUGCCAUUUAAACCGCAAUACAAAGAGCCCAGUUGGCGUCAUAAAAAACAUGGUCAAGCUGCACCAUCGACAAAGCACAAAUUGAGCGGCGAGCAUAAAUUGAGCAAUGAGCAUAAGUUGAGCAGUGCCACCGCCAUUAACGAGCCUUUACCAGAUCCUCAAGUUGAUUCGUUGUUAUAUGUGAUACAUCCUCAAAGCGGUCGUGGCAAGUGGAUGAAAAUACUAAAAGUCCAGCAGCUUGAAACAACUACGUCUCAAGGCAACUCGUCCUCGAGCGGAUCGGGAGACAGACGAGUUGUUAAUAAGUUUCCCCAUAAGUCAAAGGCAGUCGACGUUGCAAAUGCUAACGUUACAAAAUCAGAAGCUGACGAUGCUCUGGUUGCUUCAAAUAAGCCAUUGGAGCAAUAUAAAGAGCCUUGCAAUUUCGGAUUUGGUCAACAGUCUACAUCGUCGUCAUCGUCGCUGUAUCCGCACCAAAUGACUCAGCAAACGCAACAAGAUGAAAAACGAGCCAUCAACCCGACUGUGUCUGAGACACAUGCACACGCCAUCAUGCCAGAUAUAUAUCACAUCAGCGGCUUAUUGAAGCAAGUAGCUCCGCUAAAAGCCAGCCAAGCAGAAAUUAACAAUAUGCAAACGACAGAAGAGCACUUGGCCGAGGAUGCCGAUGACGACAAUGAGACCAACGGCAACUCAUCUGCAACGUCAACCGUACCAUUUCCACAGCCGCACGAACGUCUGUAUUAUUACGUAGUAGACGAAUGAACGCAAGUCACAGCCGCCAUUUAUAUACCAAUGUCGAAGUCGAAGUCAACGUCAGCAUCGACGCAAGAAAGGCCUGUCAAUCAUUCAGCACCCAUGAUAUAGUUUGUCAACUUUCACCUUCAAGUCUGAUCUACCAUCUCCUUAUGCCCGUUAGGUAUAUCGUCUUUAUCGACAAAUAAUUUGUAUGUACAUUACUUGGGUUAACUAUCAAUUGAAAAUUGUCCCAAAACACAUCAAGAAAUUGAACCAACUGGGAGAGAAAGAUGAUACGAGAUUGAAAAAAAAAUUACAUUGACAAAGGAGGUGGUACUUUGAUGGGUUCGCUUGAAAUUAAAUGUGCCAGUUUUGUCACAUUUUGACUCAAUAUUUGAAUCGAAUUUUUACUGCAAGUAGUUACCCCGCCCACCAUGCCACUACAAAUCGACCACCAAAAGUUCUUGAAUCAACGAGUAAAAAAAAAACGUCUUACUUGUUUUAAUUUAUUAAUUUAUUUUACUAGAGGCGCCGGCACCUUCAACUUCAUGCCAUCAUUAUGACGGAUACAUAUACAAUGUAUGUACCUUACCUUGGCUAAGAUCUACAACGUUGUAAACAUACAGGGAGUGUAGAAAUAUCUUGUAGGUACCCUUGUUACCUAUCCAGUGGACAAUGGUCAAGAGAGAGAAUGUUUGCGCCAAAAAUGAAAGUUGAUAACAUUGAAUAUGCAUGCUUAAGUUGUUAAUUUCACUGUAUUUUUGUAAGGUAGGUAAGUAGGGUACUCAAUAUUUCUACUCACCCUGUAGUCUACCAUUCUGAAUACCUACUUACUGAUUUUUAUUUACCAGCUACUUACACAAUAAAUGUUUUUUUUUGAUUUGUUA